GGGCCGGGAGGCGGGGACGCUCGGGCGGGAGGCGGUGGCAGCCCCGCCAGCACAGGAAGUCGCCCAGCCGCGAGAGGAGGCAGGAGGCGGAGCUGUGCCGCUCGGCCCGAGGACUUGAUAUCUGUCUUCACGGAAGCUGUGAAGAUGUAAGCCUACUUCAGAUGCAAGCAGCUGAGUUCCUGAAUUCAGUUACUGAGUAUCUUCACAUUGAAUGAACAGGAUUUUGUCCAUAAAAACAGACAUCAGCAAAAGUAAUUUUUGGAUUGAAAACCAUGGGUAGAAAAGAUGCUUCUACAGCAAGAACUCCUGUUGACCAGUACAGGAAACAAAUAGGAAAACAAGAUUAUAAGAAAACCAGGCCUAUGUUAAGAGCUACAAGAUUAAAAGCAGAGGCCAAGAAAACUGCACUAGGCGUAAAGGAAGUUGCACUUGUCCUUGCAGCUAUACUGGUAUUUUUGUUGGCUUUCUAUGCUUUCUUUUAUCUUAACAUUUCCAAUGAAGUUGACCUUGAUCUGGAUCCAGAUGAAAACUAGCGGAUGCAAUGAAUCUAUCAUCAAGAUUUCUUCAGCUUCAACAAGACUACGUAGGAACACACAGUCCCUUCACUGUGAGACAGUAAACGAUACCAUUUCUUGCAGUCCAAAUUCAUAAGAAAGUUUUGCAAUCCGUCAGUCAGUCACUUUUACAUUCCAGAUCUCCAAAAUAAGAGAACACUCAUGCCCGGCAAGUGUAUUCAGUUAACAGGAAAGCCAGGAGCAUCCAUACAAUACAUGAAGUUUGUUGUUUACAUUAUUUGUUUUCUCAGGCAGAGAACUUUGAUGUCAAAAGACAGGUGCUAUUAUUAUCCUGGGUAUUGAUGCUGACUUCACAGGAGGAGAGUCUGCCUUGACUAAAUUUAGGAAUCAAAGCUUCCUAAUAGCCAAAUUAGUUUCCUUUUCCUUCCCAAAAGAAAGCAGAAAUGCCAAAUAAAAAGUCUUUUCUUGAUUUGUAUUUAAAAUAUAUCAAAAAUCCCCCUCAUCCUUUCCCUUUUAAUCUUUUUUUGUGCAUGUGUGCACACACGCACUUAUGAAGAUGGAAGAAAUUGUAGGGAAAAAAUAUCUUUCUAGAAGCAGUCUGUCACCUCCUAUAUGGACUUAAUUUUUAUGUCAUCCCAGAUUCUGUGUGCCUAUAUAUCUUCAGUAAUCUUUUUCAUUCUUUUGCCAACUGUUCAGCACACAUGUGUUCUGUCAGAAAUGGCACCUGGAUGACAGAAGCUCUAACAUUCACAUAUGCCUCUGAAAUACAGUUCUUUGCCUCCUGUGCUGUCUGAGCUAGUGUAAAUAGAAAGUUCAGUCGAUGUUGGUUUUAAUUAGUGUAUUGCUCUAUUAUUAAUAUAAAGUCAAAAUCAUAUAUUAA
This is a messenger RNA of Pezoporus flaviventris, 1395 nucleotides long. RefSeq names its product triple QxxK/R motif containing (gene TRIQK). The transcript has 6 exons. The record is from RefSeq and is a predicted model, not a curated record. The coding region runs from base 273 to 533 and encodes 86 amino acids. Gene Ontology annotation, cellular component: endoplasmic reticulum membrane. NCBI's taxonomy places the organism in Eukaryota, Metazoa, Chordata, Aves, Psittaciformes, Psittacidae.